AUGAUUGUUGCAGCCCUCCUCCUGGCUCUCCAGACCGAGGCCACUGCGCUCGUCCCGCGCGCGACCGGAGGCUAUGUCCAGAAUCCGUCUGGAACCGCGACGUUCACGCAUUACAGCGGGUGUGGUCAGCCCGCGUGCGGAAGGGCGGCGUCUGGGUACAGCGCAGCAAUCAGCCAGCUCGCGUUUGGCUCGGUUCUGGCCUGGGAGCUGGCGAUUCGUGUGGCCGUUUCGACAUUUGCGAAGACACUGGAGGCGCAGCAGCCUUUUUCCCUUCCGGACGAGGCGCACUUCUGGGCACAUUCGAGGAAGUCAGCUGCAGCGAGUGGUCUGGCUCUGACGGCAGCCUUUGUGGAAUGGAGGUUGUCUGAGCGGCGAGAACGCGUCCUUUGGCCAAACACCGGUGGUUGCGGAAAUAAGGGGUCUGCACCCGGAUUCACUGGCGCCAAUGUGGUUGCUGCAAACCCCGCACCACCACCGGCGGCACCCCCCGCAGCAAAGCCCUCAACGACUUCGACUUCGACCCAACAGGCGGCAAAGCCCACUUUGAAGACGACUGUCAGCAGCAACCGCAGUACAAACAACCCUGACUACUUCCACUCUUGCUAAGACAAUUGCAAACUUGACGAGCUCGACCACUGUCUCCACGACCUCUUCAGCGUCGCGCGCGGGACAAACUGUGUCGCGCCACCAGUGCUCAGCUCACGGCCACCCCAAGCGCGAUCUUUGAUACAUCGCGUCUGAUAAUAGCUGUUCGAUGUAGAAUCGCUCGAUCGCGGCUACACACACUCUUUCCUCGUCACUCUCUUUUAUACCACUACUACACACCUCCAGUAGGCAGCCCUGUCAGCACGUAGACCGUCCUCGUGACAGCCCAUAUGAGCGUUCCUGAAUCACCUGACCGCGUUAGCCCUUGGAGUCUAAACACGAUCAUGAUCGGCCCGUUCAUCCCUCAGCUCCUCCCAUUACUUGUACUUGACCUGUCCCGCCUCCGACGCAUAAUCUGCAGUAUCAAGAAACGAAUCCAGAGGUCAAGGGAUGGCAUGACCAAGGAGCUCCUCCUGUCUUUGACACCAACGUCAUAUCGCCCACUCACCUCCCGACCUGCAUCUGCAACCAGUUACCAAUGACGCCGACAGAAGCUGCAUACUCUCCAAGAGUUAGAUAUUGAAGAACGUCGGAUGGGUAGAAAUCACAUUCAAAGAACGUACCAAUGGCGCAGGAAGGACUGGAUUCGAGAGUUAGCGCGCUCUGCUGAACAACUCGAAAUGACGGCGCUCAUUGCAAUCUCGCUCAAACGCAGGACUAUCUUCAGUCCAACCCCACGGGAACGUUGUCUUCGAUGCCGCUGGUCCAACUCGAACCUGCUCAGAAUCUUCCAGGACGGAGAACAUCGAUGUGCGACUAUUGCGUUGUCGGUCUCACUCUCCUCUAAGAUCUUGUGCAAUCUCGAAAAUGCUCUGAACAAGCGGCCAUGUCGUGGUCAGAUGAAAAGCUCAAAUGCUACCCACAAGAUUCAUCAAUACGGUCCCGGCUUGCUCUCAAAGCGAUACAGAACAGGUAUCAGUUUGCGUGCGCCAGGGCCCUGCUGAUAUUCCAGGAAGAUAUUGGAUGAUCCUUCUGCAAGCUCGCAGAUCAACCCUGUUCCAACUUACGCGCACGAAAGCUCUAGAAAGGAACGAAAGC
Mycena citricolor is the source of this 1683-nucleotide messenger RNA. The record is from the annotation of a GenBank genome assembly. NCBI's taxonomy places the organism in Eukaryota, Fungi, Basidiomycota, Agaricomycetes, Agaricales, Mycenaceae.